Lotus japonicus is the source of this 1301-nucleotide messenger RNA. Its product is annotated as probable E3 ubiquitin-protein ligase RHC1A. The transcript is spliced from 3 exons. Gene Ontology annotation, biological process: protein ubiquitination. The record is from RefSeq and is a predicted model, not a curated record. The coding region runs from base 27 to 917 and encodes 296 amino acids. Lineage: Eukaryota; Viridiplantae; Streptophyta; Magnoliopsida; Fabales; Fabaceae. Gene Ontology annotation, cellular component: cytoplasm. Gene Ontology annotation, molecular function: ubiquitin protein ligase activity.
CAUCCCCAGGACCCCAUCAAAUAUCCAUGUCUUUUCCAGGCCGUCCUCGUAUUGUUGUCAAUGGGGUUCGAAGAAUGAGAACUUUUCACUAUUUCUGGUGCCUAAAUUGCCAACGUACCGUGAGGAUACCCUUUACUAACCCAAAUGAUCACCCUCUCUGCCCCUUUUGCUUCCUUCAACUGCGUUAUGAGCUUGAUAUCUCAUCAAGGCCAAGGCUUCUCAUGAACAAUGUGCCAAGUAACUUGCAACCUUCCCCUGCUUCUCAGAUGAUGCAUAGCUUGUCUCUCAUUCUUGAUCCACCUAGAAGACAAAACAACCGGUUGAACACAAGACAAUGGGAAAUAGAACAUGAAGAUAGUGCUUGGAUUACCCUCAGAUUUGUCAGACCAACACCAGAACACUUGGUUCCUCAGCCCAAUGAAAAUGCCAAUGCCACCCCUUUUGAGAACACAUUAGAUGACUUCAUUGAUGGGAGGAUUCAGAGCAAUCAACCAGGGCCACCUCCAGCAUCAUCUUCAGCCAUUGCAGCCUUGCCAAUAAUGAAAGUGACACAGGCUCAUUUGGCAAGUGAUCCCAAUUGUCCAAUCUGCAAGUGUGAAUUUGAGGUUGAUGAGGAAGUGAGAGAGCUUCCAUGCAAGCAUUUCUACCAUUCUGAUUGCAUUCUUCCUUGGCUGCGCUUGCACAACACUUGCCCUGUAUGUCGCUAUGAGCUACAAGGCGUUGCAAAUGCAAAUUACCUUUUCCAAAAUGAGAAUGAACAAAGGUUUGGAUUUGAAGAUAUCACAAGCACCAUGAACUGGAUUUGGACUCAAGUCUCUUCAUUCAGGCCUAUCCGCACAGUCGUGAAUUGGACACAAUCCUACUUCGAUUUCCAAGGCCGAGGAAACUCUUGGUGGCGAGCAUUGCUCAUUCUAUAGGUUUAUGAAAGCUGAUAGUGGAACCUGAUUAAUUUAUCAUAUUAGAAUUUGCUAUUAAUCAGGUAAAAGGUGCAGCAGGGCACCUCAUUUCAUGAAACUGGUGAUGAAAUUGAUCAAAAAGAUAUUGAAGGCUUCUUCUGGUGUGCAUUAAGUUAUGGAUCAAUCCUUAUUUCUUGUCAAUGACUACAUUUCAAAAGGAGAAGUUCACUUGUGACUUGUGUCAUAUUAUUCAUUAUUUACUGUGUAUAUAUGUCUCCAUUGUGAAUGCUGAUGGUAAUUCGUUAUAAACUGAUGGUCCUUCAUAUUGCAGAAAAUUGUGGAUAAAAAUGACUGUUGCAUUACAGUUUUAGAAAACCUUGAUUUAAAAUCAUGCUCAUCCCAGUU